Helianthus annuus (common sunflower) is the source of this 2129-nucleotide messenger RNA. RefSeq names its product adenylate kinase 5, chloroplastic. The coding region runs from base 85 to 1902 and encodes 605 amino acids. The record is from RefSeq and is a predicted model, not a curated record. Lineage: Eukaryota; Viridiplantae; Streptophyta; Magnoliopsida; Asterales; Asteraceae. The transcript has 18 exons. Gene Ontology annotation, biological process: nucleoside triphosphate biosynthetic process. Gene Ontology annotation, molecular function: ATP binding; AMP kinase activity; nucleoside diphosphate kinase activity. Gene Ontology annotation, cellular component: cytoplasm.
UCUCAACAUAUUCUAGGAUCUGUGGUGACAGUUUCUCUGUUAACUUCCUCCAGCUGCUUCUGUUGAUCAUCAUUCAUCUUCAUCAUGUUGAAUUACGCUGCAACCUCUUCCUUCAAUUGCCAUAACAAUCGAUUCACACCACCUCCUUUCUCUUCUAAUUACACUCUCCACCCCCCAUCUCACUCACUAUCAUCAUCAUCAUCAUCGUCUUCAUCACCUUCCCUUUCUUCUCAAUUCCAUCAAAAUUCCCCUUUGAUUCAUGUUUAUAAGCAUACCCAUUUCAAUCCUUCUCCAAGAACCAAGGGUCUGAAGGUAAGGUGCUCUCAAAACGAGCCCUUAAAAGUUAUGAUAUCAGGGGCACCUGCAUCAGGCAAAGGGACGCAGUGUGAGAUGAUUGUUCAAAAGUUCGGACUGGUGCACAUAUCAACCGGAGAUCUACUUAGAAGUGAAGUGGCUGCCGGUUCUGAGAUCGGAAAUCAAGCAAAAGAGUACAUGAAUUCAGGACGCCUUGUUCCCGAUGAAGUUGUCACCACCAUGGUAAUUGGACGACUUUCACGAGACGAUGCAAAAGAAAAAGGAUGGCUUUUAGAUGGGUUUCCGCGCAGUUUUGCCCAAGCGCAAUCACUGGAGAAAAUGAAGAUAAGACCAGAUAUCUUCGUUGCUCUAGAUGUUCCCGAUGAAAUUCUAAUAGACAGAUGUGUCGGUAGAAGGCUGGACCCUGAAACAGGGAAGAUUUACCAUAUAAAAAACUUCCCUCCAGAAACUGAGGAAGUCAAAGCAAGACUCAUAACCCGGGCCGAUGACACAGAAGAAAAGGUUAAAUCGCGUCUACAAAUUUAUAAGCAGAAUGUGGAAGCAAUAUUAUCCACAUAUUCGGACCUUUUAAAGAAGAUUGAUGGUAACCGUCCUAAAGAUGUAGUUUUUGGUGAAAUAAACUCUAUGCUAUUGCAAAUCCAGAAAGAAAAAGAGACAAAGAAAUCAGAAAACGCUAUUAAACUUAACAGCCAGUUCAACAAGUCACCUGCAACCAAGGAAAACUGGAGAGGGAUUCCCACCAACUUAAAUAACAUUCCUCAUUCGAGAGAAAUUAGGGAAUAUUUUUACGAUGAUGUGCUUCAAGCAACUCAAAGAGCUAUCAAUGAUGGAAAAACUCGAGUAAAAGUGGAGAUCAAUAUUCCUGAGCUGAACCCUGAGCAGGAUGUGUAUCGGAUAGGUACUUUAAUGGAACUUGUUCGUGUUCUUGCUCUUUCAUUUGCUGAUGAUGGAAAGCGUGUCAAGGUUUCUGUUCAAGGAUCAAUGGGAGAAGGAGCACUUGCAGGAAUGCCGUUGCAGCUUGCAGGGACCCGAAAGAUUUUGGAGUUUAUGGAUUGGGGUAAUGAUGGUGCAAUGGGGAACUUUAUAAACAUUGGUUCAAUAGGUGGCAAGGAGGUUGAUGAAGUAGAUGACAUUUUCAUUUUAGUGGCUCCUCAAAAUGCUAUGGGAAAUUGCAUCAUCGAUGAUCUAAGAGCGAUGACUAAUGCUGCUGGCAGUCGUCCAGUCAUUCUCAUUAAUCCUAGGCUCAAGGAUUUACCGGCUUCAAGUGGUAUUAUGCAGACUAUGGGUCGAGAACAAAGACUAGAGUAUGCUGCAUCUUUUGAAAUGUGCUACCAGUUCCGGCUUCUUUAUUACGCAGGAACACAAUAUCCGAUUAUGGGUGCUUUAAGGAUGGCUUAUCCAUAUAGGUAUGAGCUGUUCAAAAGGGUAAACGAUGCAAACGGGAAGGAGAAAUACGUCAUUUUGUCAACGUUUCCUAGUAGACCAACUGGUGAUGAAAUUAAUGAUGCGUUUGAAGGACGAACAAGAGAUAAAGUUAAGAAGUCAUCAGGAUUCUGGGGUUUCUUGAGUGGCAUACUCUCAACAUAGAAACAUAUUGUUUGAAAGAAAAUGUCUACUUACUAUCAAGAACAAAACAGUUGAAUAUGAAGCAACAUUUUAUGCAUCUCCUGUAAAAUAUCUAAAUGUACAUUUUUUUCUUAGAUUUUGAUACGUUUUGUAAAUUUAACGAGUUAACGUUACCCUGCGCGUUGCAGCGGGAUGUAUGUUGAUAAUGAAAGUCUUUACUAUGUUGAUUAUAAAUAUUGAAUUUAUAU